AUCGUUUUCUGCUCUUCACUCAGCACAUGUGUGUUUGUUGACGAAAGCGUGGACUACACGGUCCGUACUAGUGAUUUGGCCAGGUUACUUUUAACUUUCGAAAAGCAAAAGUCAAGAUUUUGUCCACGAAUCUAGUAAUAGCUAAAAAAACUAAAAGAUACAAGAUCCAAAUUCCUACGUUAUUUUUCUGUCAAGAAGAGGUUUAGGAUCACGGAGUGCCGUCUCGUUUGCCUUGGGAAUCAGAUAUCAUUUGUGAACUUUCACAUUUUACACACAAAAGAAAAUGGGCAAGGUCCGAAGACUUCGCAAGAAGUACCACCUAGCCUGUCAAAAGGCAGAUAAUGCAGAAACAGACAGCUCAACUCCUAUUGUACCAGUUGUCCAGUCUGUGCCAGGAAGGCUUGAGGUGCCAGUGAAAUUGAAUAGUGACGCAAAUAUUUUUGCUGGUCUCACCAUAUCUCUAUCUGAUCUCAAGCAAACAUUAUUACCACAACCAACAACUGCAGUGCUAGGCUCUGUCAGUGAAGCUUCUGUCGUUGGGAGCCAAAAAGCUCAGUCAAAAAAACCUGCGCUGAAAAAGGAUAGGCGACUUGUCCGAAGAGAGGAGCUUCUCAAAAAACUUGAAGUGUCAAGACAAGCUGUCAAAGCUGCCAAAAAACCACGAGUUCCCAAGCAGCCCAAACCCAUGUCGGUGCUGUCUUUGAUGGAUGCGCUAUCUUCACUCACUGCUAGUAAUAAAGAGAAGAAAACCUCAACAAAAUCAAGUCAAAGUGGUAGUAGUGGUAGUAGUGGUAGUAAGGUGCAGCGUGUGCGAGGAAAUUCUUCUAAGCAGAAACGAAAGCAGCUCAUAGAUAAUAUGAAAGCCUACAAAAAUGUCCUCUCUAACAAGCAUUACAAGACUGAUCCUUUCUCCGCUAUCUCCAAUUAUCUUCAAAAGACAGUAGCUCAAAAUAGUUCAUGGCAAGCAAAAUAAGCGAAGAGAAGAAAUGUUUGAUCAUAGGCUAUUACUGUUAAAGUGCUGUUUGUACCUAUGAAAUAAUAUGCAUAUGUACAGUGUCAGAGGCAAUCUUACUAAUUAGAAAUAAAAAUAAACCAUUAUCUUUACAACAAAA
Messenger RNA from Frankliniella occidentalis (western flower thrips), 1112 nucleotides. RefSeq lists its product as uncharacterized. Gene Ontology annotation, biological process: maturation of SSU-rRNA from tricistronic rRNA transcript (SSU-rRNA, 5.8S rRNA, LSU-rRNA). The record is from RefSeq and is a predicted model, not a curated record. The coding region runs from base 284 to 973 and encodes 229 amino acids. Gene Ontology annotation, cellular component: preribosome, small subunit precursor; nucleolus; 90S preribosome. Lineage: Eukaryota; Metazoa; Arthropoda; Insecta; Thysanoptera; Thripidae. The transcript has 3 exons.